This is a messenger RNA of Triticum aestivum (bread wheat), 934 nucleotides long. Its product is annotated as 39S ribosomal protein L47, mitochondrial. Gene Ontology annotation, biological process: mitochondrial translation. NCBI's taxonomy places the organism in Eukaryota, Viridiplantae, Streptophyta, Magnoliopsida, Poales, Poaceae. The record is from RefSeq and is a predicted model, not a curated record. Gene Ontology annotation, cellular component: mitochondrial ribosome; mitochondrial large ribosomal subunit. The transcript is spliced from 3 exons. The coding region runs from base 144 to 581 and encodes 145 amino acids. Gene Ontology annotation, molecular function: structural constituent of ribosome.
CCUUCGCUCCCGGUCUAAGCCCAGAGUCCCUCCCCCUUCGCUCGCCUCCCUCCCUCCCGUGAAUAGGUCCCAGCCGCCGCCGCCGCCGCGCCCGCCGGCAUCUCCCUUCCUCUCCCCUGAUCCGUCCUUCCGCAGGUUGCGCGAUGCUUGCCCUGUCCAGGACGCUCGCGAGGCGGCUCUUCUCCACCGCCGCCGCGCCCGAGGGCGCCGCCGCCGCCGCCUCCACGUCGCUGGCGAGGAAGCCGCAGAACCCCCUCGAGGAGUUCUUCGAGGUCGAGCGGAGCACCCAGGACGACCAGCCCGCGCCCCACUACGGUCGUGGCUGGAAGGCUUCUGAACUGCGCCUCAAGUCCUGGGACGACCUUCAUAAGUUGUGGUAUGUCCUGCUAAAGGAGAAGAACAUGCUCAUGUCCCAACGCCAGAUGCUGGCUUCAGAGAGCAUGCGUUUCCCAAACCCGGAGCGCAUUUCCAAGGUAAGGAGAUCGAUGUGCCGGAUCAAGCACGUGCUGACGGAGCGGGCCAUAGCGGACCCUGACCCGAGGAGGACUGCGGAGAUGAAGCGGAUGAUCAACGCCAUGUGACCGACCCGCGCCGCGCCGUGCUUCUACUGUCCGUAAGCAGCAGCCGUAGCAGCAUUAGCAUCUAUCUAGUGGAAAGAACGAAUUUGCUCGCUUUUCCUUCUUGGGUUGUAUGCCUCCCCCCGUGAGAUGCAUAAGACCAGCAAUCCUUGAGACGCCGUCGCCCCCGACAGUCCCACGGAUGGGCGAACGUCAAUGGACUUGUGUUCGAAUAAUCGCAACCGUCCUUUUUUUCUUUUGCAUGUGUGUGUGUGUGUGUGUGUGGCAAAGUACCAUCCGGCUGUUUGUUUGCACAAUGUGUUAUGGAUGUCCAUUGGUUUCAUUUCUGGCUCUGCGUAGCCAGAGCUUGGUUUUCA